CUCAGUCGCCGUUUACACGGCUGCCGGCCCGCCGCGCGCGCUCCGUGGCCGCUAGUUGGCGACGCGCUGGUGGUGGCGCGCGGCUCCCGGGGGAGCACACGUCGCGUCCGACGGGGAGCGCGACAGCGUGCGUCGGGGACUGAGCCAGCUGCUGUACCAGGUGAUAAGGUGCUCCGGCCAGCGCUCCGACGGGCCCUCUCGACGCUCCCAUCAUGAACUCGGUGUACCCACACAACCACUUCUACAGCGGCGCCUGCGGUGGUCCGGGCGGCGGCGGUCCGGCCGGCGGCGGGCCCGGCGGGCCGGCCGGCUACCCCGGCGGGCCGCGGCCCCCCUCCGGACCCCAGAGCCCCCACCUGGGGCCCGGCAAAAUGGCGCCCCUGGGCGGCAUGAACAUGAACCAGGCGAACAUGAUGAACAGUCGGCUGGGCGGCCCAAUGGGCGGGAGCGGCGGGGGCGGCGGCGGCGGCGGCACGGACGACGGCGAGCCCAAGGUGUGCGGCGGCUGCGGCGGCCGGAUCGUCGAGAAGACCAUGCUGCACUCGAUGGAGCGCUACUGGCACGAGGCGUGCCUGCGCUGCAGCUGCUGCGGCGUUAACCUGGCCGACAGCGCCUCCUGCUUCAAAAAGGCCGACAUGAUACUCUGCAAGCCCGACUACGUCAGAAUGUUCGGCCACUGCGGAGUGUGCGCCGCCUGCGGUGUCGGCAUCCCGGCCUCCGAGUUUGUGAUGCGGAUCGGCGGCGGCCUGGUGUAUCACAUACGCUGCUUCUCGUGCUCCAAGUGUAACGCGGCGCUGUCGCGCGGCGACCGCUACCUGCUGGUCAACGGCGCGCCCGUCUGCGAACAGGACGCCAACAAACUGUUCCCGCCGCCCGUCAAAAAGGGAAAGGUCGGCAGGCCGCGGCGACAACGCGACUAGCCAGGUGCAGCUGUGGCUGUCGUUGGUGGUGUUCUUUCAUCGUGCCAUAGUCUGCGCGUUUAGCGGCGGCGGACGCGGCGUCCCGCCCGGACCCGCCGUGACAUGUGACCUGCCGUGACCUGACGUGACCUCCGGCCCGCCCGCGACCCGUGACGUCAUACAGCGUGGCGCCGUUCUUUGUUGCUCAAUCGGGGUGCCGUGUCAUCUGGUAUUUAGCGAGCGCGAUUUGUUUGGUGAGCGGAGGUGGGCGCUGGCGACUGAGGGCGUCACUCGAUGCUGCUCCCGCGCUCUUUCCCGCUGCUCGCUCGCUCUCUCUCCGAGUCGUUCGGUAGCGUAUCUUGCUGUGUAUGUGUGCGCCGUGCGGAUAUGUGUGCGUAUGCCCUGGAUCCCGACCGGUGGGAGUCGUGGGCUCUGACCCGACUGGUCGGCAGGACGCCGGGUGUCGGACUGAGGGCCGUCCGAGCUAUGAUGUCACGCCCAAGGCCCGACGCUGGCGCCAUGCGGCCCGACGGGAAACUCGGGAAUUGACAGCACCUCCUACUGAACCGUUGUAAUGCUGACAAGGCCUUGCACUCAAUAGCGGCUCCCACUGCUUUGAAAUAUGACCGCCACUUGGACAAACCCAGCUCCGCCAUAUAAUUGUGAAGCCGUUUGGACAUAAACGUGGCUGUAUGAUGAUUUUUAAUGAUAAAAUACUGGCACAGCUCCACCAAAAAACUACGAGUUUUCCAAGCUCGUAAAAUUCCAACUUCAGGACAGGAACACGUUGCAUUUGUAAGCAACACGUGCAUCAAUCACCUAAUGCAAUGGCACGAUGGCCCAAAAGGUGCAGCCUGAGCUUCUGGCGGUCCGGCGUUUAAAUUGCAAUAGCCACAGGUGUAGGUAUGCAUUUUGAGGCCAUCUUUUACCGCGACCGACCAGAGUUUUUGGUGUUUUAUGUGGCAUUUUACUACUUUUCUGGAAAACUUGACUUCAUUUGCUCGUUAAGGUAUCUUACAAGGUUAGCAUAUGGACGAAAAUUUUGAUUAUGUACCUAUUUAUGCAUUACCUAAAAGUUGCAUUGUGAGCUGUGACAGCGAAACUUUAAUAAUGAAACACGCAUUAUUCAAAGGCUCAUGUGUCCUGUAGACCUUCCGUUACACAAACCCUUUAACGUUCAUUAGUAGAUUUGGAUCUUUUCGCCGAAAGACACAUAUCACUGAUAAAACACAAGAACUAUCAACAGUGAAUGGAACUACAAACAGAUUGAACUGGGGCUCAGUGCUACACCACUGUGUUAGCACACAACGGCAUUGUGCCCAAAGGCGUCACUGGAAUACAGCCAGCAAUAACAGCCUAGGCGGGUGACUUUGUAACCAACAUUCCACAGACAACGUGCACAUUCCCGAGGGUCGGGGGUGAAGGCGGGGUCGGGGAAGGGGAGGGAUACCUAGCGGUCUCAUGUGUUCGAUCAGUGUGCUGUUCGCCGGUGUUCAUGUGAUCUGUGUGUGCUCUGAGUGUGCUCUGUGGUGUUCCCUGGCUGGCGGUGUUCCGUCGCACUCGGCGAGGCCGAACGCCGCGCCAACAGGCGACAUUGUGAGCUUAUGGCGAAUUUAGCGCACCAAGGUUCGGACAAGGGCAAUUAGCAGCCGCCGUCUGCACUGGCCAUACCAGUUCCGAUGCAAUUAGUGUCACGAGAGGCAUUUUAAAACAGCUCUGGAGCCCGGAAUGCGAGUGCCAUUUAAUGCAUACUUUCCUUAGCUGUCCGGUGUUCACGCGAGUCCUGCAAGCUGUCAGUCUGUUCUGGAGCCGCUGCCGCCGUCAGCGCGAGCCACUGCGCACGGGCACGAGCGCGCCGGUUGUGUCCGCGCCGGGUCUGUGGUUGUUGAUGAGGUGUUCUUGUUGUUAUAUUUAACGCGGGUGGUGUAACAGUAUUAUUAAGGCUCACUUCAGUGCGUGUGUGACAUCACUAUAUCUCCGAAUGGUCCGGUGCGCCAAUAAAUUGUGCGUCCAGCGAA
Molecule: messenger RNA, 2917 nt
Organism: Amphibalanus amphitrite
Lineage: Eukaryota; Metazoa; Arthropoda; Thecostraca; Balanomorpha; Balanidae
Product: LIM domain transcription factor LMO4.1-like
Exons: 4
Coding region: 213-920 (235 amino acids)
Source: RefSeq, a predicted model, not a curated record